AUGGCUAUCCUCAAAAGUCGGCCAAAGCCUGCAGAUGACCUGGAGGCUGGCCUUUUGAAGAUAAGUCCAGAGGCUGAAGAUGAUGAGAAAAAGAAGGAACAAAGUGUCCCUUUGCAACACAUCUUGCUGCGGAAGGUCAAGCUGUGCAGCUGGAAGAAACUGCUGGCACUGCUUCUGGCACUGCUUCUGGCACUCCUUCUGUUUGCCAUCACUUUGCUGAGGAUGGUCUGGAAUAUCGAUGAGGUCGCGAAAAUCGCAAGGUCGGCCAGGCUGGCACUCUAUUUCUCCAAGCAGAAGCAGGGGCUCCCUUUCUCAGUGCCGGUGCUAAUCGUCUUUGGGGUUUUGGGGCCUCUGAUCGGUGCUGCGGCUUUUGUGCCGUUCUUCUGGCGCUUCGACCGGAAGUCUGUUCUGCACUGGGCGAGCCUCAUUGGAUGCUCCUUUGUAAUUUUCGCUUCAAAAUUCUUUGUUGAGAACUGGUUUCAGAUCCGAUUGGGCCUGGUUUACAUAAGACUCAUCAAGCUGAUCGAGUGUGGCUGGCAAAAAACUUCAGAAUGGUACCUCUUGGCUUGGUUUUUGUGCCAUCUGUUGCGGCUACCACUUCUGCAAAAUUUGACAAACUCCGAGUUGGAGUUGUUGCGUCCACUUUGGACCUCGCUCGGUUUGGGUUGGCUAUACGACCCAAAACUCGCCGCAGUUUGGACCUCGCUCAUUUUCGCCUCUUUGGUGGCUGUCGACUUGUGGCCGGCCACGAUCUUCUUCCUCAAAGCAAAUGCCAUGCAACGAGAGGCUAAGGAACGAGACACCAAGGAGCAUGCAUCAGCACACAGUGAAUUGGAGUCCCAAACAUGGAGAGAAAUUCGUUAUCUACGCCUCACCGCAGGUCUGGCCGUCAUGGAUGCCUUGUGCCUGCCUAUUUUGCAUCUGCUGACAGAAGAAAGGACCGCUUUGGAAGCCUUUUUGCAAAGGGGCGUUCUGUUCGGAGACAAUGGCGCAGCUGCUCCCUUCCGUGUCGUUGACGAAGCAUGGGUGCUGUUCUCCAUAUUGAUUUCGGGUGGCGUCAUUGGACCGCAAGAUGUUCUCAAGUUGAAUCGGGCGCCCAACGAGUUGGCUUACACGGCGAGGGCCAAAGGGAAGCGAGUCCAUUUUGAUAUUUUUGCAGCGAGCACAUGUUUGAAGCGUUUGAAGAUGUUGCUGGCACUGUUGCUGUUCGUCAUCACUGUGCUGCGGAUGGUCCAAAGGCCGAAUGUGAAAUUCUAUUCGUGGCCGUAUGGAAGCCAUCUCCCUAUGGAAGAUAUGGAAGUGCUGCAUGUCAUCUUUGGCCUCCUUCGGCCUCUGAUCGGUGCUGUGGCUUUUGUGCCGUUCUUCUGGCGCUUCGACUGGAAGUCUCGGCUGCACUGGAUGAGCCUCGCUGGAUGCUUCUUGGUCAAUCUCUUCAGUGUUGUGCUGGACUCCAACGUGUUGCUGGACGUGUUCCUGGAGGUGUUCCAGGAGGAGCAGAAAUGGGUUUUUCUUGAAUUCGUCAUGUUGGUCCGGUGGAUGAUCCGAUUCUUCCUGGUUGAGGUCACGGGGUUGAAGCUGCACAGCCUGGGCUGGCAAGUUGCAGGAUCCGGCUACAGGCCGGCUUGGAUCUGCUGGGUGGUGCUGCACGGUAUGCUUCGAAUUAGUGGCAUUCGCUUUAGUCUAUUUCAUUCUUUGGAUAGGGUUGUUCUCCAGGUGGCCGCUUUGCCGAUCCUCACCUUAGUUCCGGCCACGAUAUUGUUCCGCGAAGCAAGCGCCAAGCAGCAAUACACCAAGGAUCAUGCCCGCAAAGAUCCCGAGUUGCAGACACAGGCAUCGAGAACGGUCAGUUUGCUCCGCCUUGGUGCAUGCCUGACCAUCAUCGAUUCCUUUUACCUGCCUUUCGUGGAAAUCUUUUGGUGUGACUCCUCUAACUUUUUCAACACUGUUGGCGCUCUGCCAACCUUCUGCACCAUUGACGAUGUAUUCGUGCUGUUCUCGAUAUUGGUCUUGGGUGGCAUGGUUGGACCGCGGGGAGCACUGGAGCUGGAUCAGGUGCUUGACGAGUUGGCCUACAUGGCCCGUACCAAAGCCAACCGCAUUGCGUUCCCGGGGCAGAUCAACAGUCAUUCGCCCCAUUGCAUUGUGAGCUUCCCAGGUUCCUAUGCUGGAGAAUGGGACGCUGCGGUGCGCAAAGUGCAAUUGCGGUCCGGUGCAGUCAGCUUAGCGUGCGUCUUCUUGACAGACCCAGCGUCCGGCUUAGGCCGACAUGCUUCGAACCCUGAUCAACCGGGAUGCUGCUGGUGCCGUGCCCUGUACGGGCACCUGACCAAGGAAGCGUACCUUAGCAUAGUGGAAGAGCCAAGCAAGUUGAAGCAGGAAGAGCUUGACUUCAAAAAGAUCGAUGCGGCUGCCAUGGGACAAGUUUUCUUGGUGAAGCAAGAUGGUGAAUCAGAUGCAGAUUGGCAAGUCCGGAAGGAGGCUGCGGAGAAGGAAGCAGAAGAGAAAUGCGAGCAGAAGCAAGGCUUGGCGCCUUGGGGUUGUGAAUGGUUCCACCUCUGGAAGAACAGAGUAAAAGAAGCUCACCGCCUGGGCCAAACUCUGCAUGUGUUCUACUUCCAAGGCAAAGUUGGACAAGGCAAGAUGGCCUGGGCAGAUCUGGCGAACAAAGCUCUGGUGAAACAGGUUCGCCAAAACACCGGGCUCGGGGGGUCCCAAACUGCAGAGGUGGCCUACCUGGAAAAGAGCGGCUACCCGUUUGCAGAGCAUGACGUGGCAGAUUUCUUUGAUUUCAUGGAAGAGCACAGACACGCUGUCAAAUGAUCAAGUUUCACACCUGUGUCACCCUUUCCGUGUGCUCAGUUGCCAGAUGUUCCAUCCUCAGUAGUUCUUUCCAGGCUUGAGCCGCUGUGAGCGUGGGCACUGCGAUGAUCCUGCGGGACUACGGAUUGACAAUAUUCCAUGUAUGGUG
Molecule: messenger RNA, 2968 nt
Organism: Cladocopium goreaui
Lineage: Eukaryota; Dinophyceae; Suessiales; Symbiodiniaceae
Source: the annotation of a GenBank genome assembly